AUGAACGAAUACCUUGACGACAAGAGCUCGAGUGAUGCCGUCCAUGAAUUGGACAAACACGUUAAGUCCACCAUUCACGACCCAGAGUCACCUAUCCCACUAGCAGAUGAAGUUACUGGGGAGUUUGAAGAGAUGAUCGCCUUGGCCGGGACCGUUGGAACCGGCCUCUUCCUCAGUUCUGGUCGAGCCAUUGCUCACUCUGGACCUCUAGGUGCAUUUCUUGGAUACCUGGUCAUGCGCUGCGUGGCCGGCACCGUUACCCUCGCGGUGGGUGAGAUGGGUGCCCUUAUUCCUCUCAACGGGGGGAUGGUUCGCUAUGCCGAAUACUUUGUCGAUCCAGCAUUGGCUUUUGCCAAUGGCUACAACGUGGUCUAUUCUUAUCUCGUAUCCAUCCCUGCCGAGCUUGUGGCCGCUGCUGUGUUGGUGCAGUUUUGGUCUGAUCUCAACAGUGCAAUUUGGAUUACUAUCUUCGGACUGGUCAUGCUGUGCACCACUUUGGUCUUUGUCAGGGUGUAUGGGGAACUUGAGUUCUUCUUUUCCAUGAUGAAAAUUUUGCUGAUCAUUGGAGUCAAUAUAAUGGCUCUUGUCAUAACCUGUGGCGGUGGGCCUGACUAUAAGUCCAUUGGGUUUCAAUAUUGGCGUAAUCCUGGGCCUUUUGUUCAAUACCUUGGGAUCGGUGGCGCCAUUGGUCGUUUUCUCGGUGUUUGGACCUCCCUGAACAGUGCCCUCUAUGCAUACUCAGGCAUUGAAACAAUUACAGUGGCCGCCGCGGAGACAAAAUCGCCGAGACAGGCCAUUCCAAUGGCGGCCAAGAGGAUCUUUUUCCGUAUCCUGAUUUUCUAUAUCAUCUCAAUCUUCAUGGUCGGCCUCGUGGUUCCAUCCAAUGAUUCAAGGCUCAGCAACUCUAGUGGCACGGCUUCUGAGUCCCCCUUCGUUAUUGCAGCUACUCUCGCAGGAAUCAAGGUAGUCGCGUCAAUCAUCAACGCCGUCAUUAUAACUUCGGCUUGGUCUUCGGGCAACUCCAACAUCCUCGGAGGAUCAAGAGUGCUAGUCGGCCUGGCCAUGAACGGUCAAGCUCCCAAGUUCUUUACUCGACUCAACAGAUUUACAGUGCCCUGGGUCGCGAUUUCAUUCUACGGCCUGUUCAUGUGUCUAGGAUACAUGUCACUGUCUGCGACUGCGAGCACCGUGUUUGAGUGGCUGCAAGACCUUGUCUCCAUCACCACCCUCACCAACUGGCUCAGCAUCUUGGUCACCUGGGCCUCCCUGAUCAUGCUCACCCUCCUUCUUAUUACGGGCGGCUACUCAACUUUUAUUAAAGGGCACUGGGACAAGGAAACCUUCAUCUCCUCUUAUAUCAACAUUCCUCUUUUCCUGAUCCUCUACUUUGGUUACAAGUUCAUUCGCAAAACAAAGAUAAUCCCCUUGGAAGACAUUCCUAUUCAACCCUUCAUCGAUAUUGCCAAUCGCAAUCCCGAGCCGCAACCGAAGCUAAAGAAAGGCCUUCACAAGCUGAACAUCCUGUGGAAUUGA
Penicillium canescens is the source of this 1533-nucleotide messenger RNA. RefSeq lists its product as uncharacterized. Gene Ontology annotation, molecular function: amino acid transmembrane transporter activity. Gene Ontology annotation, biological process: amino acid transmembrane transport. Gene Ontology annotation, cellular component: membrane. NCBI's taxonomy places the organism in Eukaryota, Fungi, Ascomycota, Eurotiomycetes, Eurotiales, Aspergillaceae. The coding region runs from base 1 to 1533 and encodes 510 amino acids. The transcript has 5 exons. The record is from RefSeq and is a predicted model, not a curated record.